Branchiostoma belcheri (Belcher's lancelet) is the source of this 1900-nucleotide messenger RNA. RefSeq names its product transmembrane protein 181-like. NCBI's taxonomy places the organism in Eukaryota, Metazoa, Chordata, Leptocardii, Amphioxiformes, Branchiostomatidae. The coding region runs from base 201 to 1781 and encodes 526 amino acids. Gene Ontology annotation, molecular function: toxic substance binding. The record is from RefSeq and is a predicted model, not a curated record. The transcript is spliced from 17 exons.
AUAGCCCGGCCGCUCGCAGUCGUCAAGUGUUAGCAAUUCAAAACAGGUCGCCAUCCAUCCGAUACCGUAUUUAUUCAGAAUCGUCGCUGCGUGGACAAUAUGGAGCCCUGGUUUACAUCCCUGUAUAUUGAACAGGGAUGUUGAUAUAAAGCAUCUGUAGACGUUGUCUGUCCUCCAUAACGGUUUGACGUCGUACCAUCAUGGACUCUCUAGGCUACGCCUCCUACGAAACGCCUUGGACGGUAAAAUUCCGCUCCUUCCUGGCAAGCUUUAGCGACGUGUUCAGUAAUUUCGGCACCCACAUCGGAGAAUCCUACAACCAUGAUCGCUGCUACAGGUCCGUACAGAUGCGGUUGUACACCCUCAGUAAGCGACAGUUUGUGCUGGUGUUCGCCGGGUUCUUCAUGUGCUUCGCUGUGUCCGUGUUUAUCGGAGUGGCAGGUCCACCUAUUGUGACGGAGCAUGAUGUGAAUGCCUCCACACUUCAGUCACCAAAGGUGGAAAACUUAGCGACUGGACCGUUCCAGUUACGAACACCAACCCUGUCCACCUUCAACCAACAACUGUGGCUAACAUCCAAGAUAUUCAUAAAAAAUCCCAAAGGUGACACUAUCAAGACCAGGUUCACCAUGAGUGUUGUAGUGGAAGGCCAAGUUGCCGACUCUUCAGUCCUGGUGACAGGAGACAGAACACACAACCACUCCAGAACACUGCACUGUAACAAGGACACGUGUAAUGACCUUGUAAUCCUACACCUGGGAUAUCUGGACUUCACCACGUACCUGGUCAGGGUCGUGUUCUUUGGGAUAUCAUCAGACAAGUACCCGGUCACGGAGGUAGAGUUCUCGUUCAAGAUGUACAACCCAACCUUCACCCAACUGGAGAUUUGGUUCAGAUUUGUCUUCCUAGUGCUUACAUUCAUGGUCACGUGCGUCUUUGCCCACUCUUUGAGGAGGUUCUCCAUACGUGACUGGUCCAUCGAACAAAAAUGGAUGUCUAUCCUGCUGCCACUGCUCCUGCUGUACAACGACCCCAUCUUCCCGCUGACCUUCCUGGUGAACAGCUGGGUGCCGGGGAUGUUUGACGCCGUGUUCCAGGCCUCCUUCCUCUGUGCACUCCUGCUGUUCUGGCUCUGCGCUUAUCACGGCAUCAGACAGUAUGAGCGGAGAUUCAUGACAUUCUACGUGCCCAAGGUUCUGAUUGUUGGGCUCCUGUGGAUCUCAGCAGUUACACUCGCCUCCUGGCAGGAGUAUAACGAACUCCAAGAUCCAACAUAUCAGUACAAGGUGGACACAGUCAACUUCACAGGGAUGCAGAUUUUCUUCUUCGUGAUUGGUUCGGUGUAUCUGCUGUACCUGUUGUACCUGAUCGUCCGUGCCUUUAGCGAGCUGCGUGCCAUGCCAUACUUCGACUUGAGACUGAAGUUCCUGACAGCUUUGAUGUUUGUAGUGCUGGCCAUCAGUAUUGCCAUUACUGUGAUGCGGUUUGGGACAGGAGUACUACAGGACAACUUUGUCGCUGACUUGGCCACACACUACAAGAACUCUGCAGAGUUCCUGUCGUUCUACGGCCUGCUAAACUUCUACCUGUACACCAUGGCAUACGUGUACUCUCCUUCCAAAAAUGCCCUGCAUGAAUCCCACUUCAAAGACAACCCUGCAUUCUCCAUGCUGAAUGACUCAGAAGAUGAAGUCAUAUAUGGGAGUGACAAUGAAAGGAACGAGGAGAGAACCCGCCUGACCAAACCUGUGCCAGCAUACCAGGACAGCGACUCGGACUAAACAUGACAGCACCAGUCUUCUCUUUAGUUAGGCCACGCUGACUUAAUUUUAUGGAUGACAUCCUCUGAAGACCCCCAAACUAGUGCGCAAGGGCCAAUAAAAAAAAUUCAGGCCAAAAA